Messenger RNA from Knipowitschia caucasica, 450 nucleotides. Lineage: Eukaryota; Metazoa; Chordata; Actinopteri; Gobiiformes; Gobiidae. The record is from the annotation of a GenBank genome assembly.
AUGCCAGAGGAGCUGGAUGAAUUACAAGAAGCCUUCAAGGAGUUUGACUACGAUGCAGAUGGCUUCAUACAUUACAAGGACAUAGCAGACUGUAUGCGGACUAUGGGCUACAUGCCGACGGAGAUGGAGCUGAUUGAGAUCAUCCAACAGGUCAAGAUGAGAUGGGGCGGCCACGUCGACUUUGAUGAUUUCUGUGAGUUAAUGGGACCAAGGAUGGUGGCAGAGACUGCUCACAUGGUCGGGCUGAAAGAACUCCGCUGUGCCUUCAAACAAUUUGACUGUAAUGGAGAUGGAAAGAUCACGAUAGACGAGCUCAAAGAGGCCAUGAAGACAAUGCUGGGAGAGAAGUUGAAGAAGGGCGAGCUGGAGGAGAUUCUUUGUGACAUUGACCUUAAUAAAGACGGAAACAUCGACUUUGAUGAGUUUGUGAUGAUGCUCUCUGCGCGGUGA